This is a messenger RNA of Ilex paraguariensis (yerba mate), 1320 nucleotides long. Lineage: Eukaryota; Viridiplantae; Streptophyta; Magnoliopsida; Aquifoliales; Aquifoliaceae. The record is from the annotation of a GenBank genome assembly.
AUUUUUCACAGACACGGAGAGAGAGAUGGGUAGUGGUGGUGGUGGUGCUGAGGAGGUGACGGUGGUGGAGAACAGAGAAUGGUAUUUAGCUGCCUAUGCACCAGAAGGUGUCCCAACUUCUGAUCAUCUAAAACUACGCACUGUGAGCUUCUCUCUCUCUGCUGUUGCAAUCCCAGAUCAACACGUGGCUCUUCAGCUCCUCUAUAUCUCUCUUGAUCCAUAUCUACGUUCCAGAAUGUCCGGCCAUGAAGAUGGGCUCUACGCUCCUCAGUUUCCCCUCAAUAAGGGAAUAGAAGCAUUCGGGAUGGGAAGGGUAAUUCGGUCCAAGGACAUCAAAUUCACUGAGGGUGAUAUUGUUAUUUACCCUUUUUCUCCGGUGGCUGAAUAUAGCGUAGUACCAUCCACUUUCCUUCAAAAAGUUGAUCCAACGGUUGGGAUUGCAUUACCGGAUUACCUUGGUUGCUUCGGUGUACCUGGGUUCGCUGCAUGGGUGGGAAUAGAGGUACUUGGGAAGCCUAAGCCAGGAUCAAAUGUCUUUAUCUCGGCGGCCGCCGGAGGUGUCGGAAUGUAUGCCGGACAAUUGGCAAAACUCAAAGGGUGUCGAGUUAUAGGAAGCACCGGCUCUGACGACAAGGUGAAGCUGGUAAAGGAGGAAUUUGGAUACGAUGAUGCAUUCAAUUAUCACACAGAGACAGAUUUCAAUGCUGCUUUAAGCAAGUAUUUCCCUAAUGGCAUUGAUGUUUACUUUGACAACGUUGGUGGUAACAUGCUUGAGGCUGUCCUUAACCAUGUCAACAAUGGCGCCCGAAUACCAGUUUGUGGGAUGAUAUCUCAAUACAGUAAGAUUUGGACAGAGAGGGAAGGGGUCAGGAACCUACUGAAUUUGGUUGGUAAAGAAGUGAGAGUGGAAGGUUUUAUGAUCGGUUCAUAUCUACAUCGCUUCGGGGACUUUGCAAAAGAGAUGCAGGGUUACAUAAAGGAAGGGAAGAUCAGUUUCAAACACAAAAUCUACCAUGGUAUUGAGAGCUUCUUGGAGGGCAUAGCUUCCAUGUUCUCCAGCACAAAUACUGGAAAAGUUAUUCUUCAAAUUUAGCACAUGGUUUGAAGAUUAGCACUCAUUAUCUUUAAGGUUUUAUAAUAAUUGUGGGUCUAUUUGUUCUGCUCCAUGACAAAUGCUCCAUAUAAGAGCCAUGGCACACUAUCAAUUUGGGAUAAUACAGACCAAUUAUUAAUAUAAUUAUAAAAAUAUUGAGUUCUGCCUCUUAUUAAUUCGUCUGUAUCCAAAAUCCUCUUACAAGAAGAAUUGUGUUAUGAAUUAAU